Messenger RNA from Drosophila arizonae, 2086 nucleotides. RefSeq names its product ATP-binding cassette sub-family E member 1 pix (gene pix). The record is from RefSeq and is a predicted model, not a curated record. Lineage: Eukaryota; Metazoa; Arthropoda; Insecta; Diptera; Drosophilidae. Gene Ontology annotation, molecular function: ATP binding; ATP hydrolysis activity.
ACCAUUAGCAAUCACUAUCGUGCACUCCCUUUGAAACUUGUUGGCUGACAACGCAAGAGCGUGCGUUGACGUUCUGCUUGUUUAAAAUAAAUUUCAGACAAGUUCGCAGCAUGUCGCGCAGGAAAGAAAACGAGGAAACGGACAAGCAGACGCGUAUUGCCAUCGUCAGCGAUGACAAGUGCAAGCCGAAGCGUUGUCGGCAGGAGUGCAAGAAGUCCUGUCCGGUGGUACGCAUGGGCAAACUGUGCAUUGAAGUGACGCCCACGUCGAAGAUAGCAUCACUUUCCGAGGAGCUGUGCAUCGGAUGCGGUAUCUGUGUCAAGAAAUGUCCGUUUGAGGCCAUUACAAUCAUCAACUUGCCCAGCAAUUUGGAUAAGCACACAACGCAUCGGUAUAGUAAAAACUCGUUCAAGCUACAUCGCCUGCCCAUCCCAAGACCUGGUGAAGUCCUCGGCUUGGUUGGCCAAAACGGUAUUGGCAAGUCGACAGCGCUGAAAAUUCUUGCUGGUAAGCAGAAGCCGAACUUGGGAAAAUAUGCGAACCCACCGGACUGGACGGAAAUCCUGGCYUACUUCCGAGGUUCCGAGCUGCAGAACUAUUUCACUAAGAUCCUGGAAGACAACCUUAAAGCCCUGGUCAAGCCUCAGUAUGUGGAUCAGAUUCCAAAAGCAGUUCGUGGCACUGUUGGUGACCUGCUCGAUAAAAAGGAUGAACGAGAUCUGCAAACGAAGAUUUGCGACAUGUUGGAUCUGUCCCACAUUCGCGAUAGAGAAAUUGCGCAACUUUCUGGUGGAGAGCUUCAACGAUUUGCUAUUGCAAUGGUGUGCAUACAGAAUGCUGACAUUUUCAUGUUUGACGAACCGUCCUCUUAUCUGGAUGUUAAGCAGCGUCUGAAUGCUGCCUUGACUGUUCGCUCGUUGCUGCAUCCUACCAAGUUCAUAAUCGUUGUGGAGCACGAUUUAUCUGUGCUGGAUUAUCUGUCAGAUUUCAUCUGUUGCCUGUAUGGUGUGCCCGGCUGCUAUGGUGUUGUGACUAUGCCUUUCUCGGUGCGUGAAGGUAUCAACAUCUUUCUGGACGGUUUUGUGCCAACGGAGAACAUGCGUUUCCGUACGGAGUCGCUUACUUUCAAGGUAUCCGAGUCGGCCACGGAGGAGGAGAUCAAACGCAUGAAUCAUUACGUUUACCCCUCAAUGGUUAAAACAUUGGGCAAAUUCGAGUUGACCAUAGAGAAGGGUCAUUUCAGUGACUCGGAAAUCCUGGUGCUGCUUGGUGAGAACGGAACGGGCAAGACAACGUUUAUUCGCAUGCUCGCUGGCAAUCUGCAGCCGGAUGGUGAAGUAGAGCUGCCAAUGCUGAACAUUUCGUACAAGCCGCAAAAGAUUUCACCCAAGUUCCAAAAUCAUGUGCGUCAUCUGCUGCACGAGAAGAUUCGCGAUGCCUACGUGCAUCCGCAGUUCAUUGCGGAUGUCAUGAAACCCAUGAAGAUCGAAGAGAUCAUGGACCAAGAGGUGCAGAACCUCUCUGGUGGUGAAUUGCAGCGUGUAGCCCUGGUGCUCUGCUUGGGCAAGCCAGCUGAUGUAUACCUUAUCGACGAACCCUCUGCAUAUCUGGAUUCUGAGCAACGUUUGGUCGCCGCCAAAGUGAUAAAGCGUUACAUUCUGCAUGCCAAGAAGACUGGCUUUGUAGUGGAGCACGAUUUCAUUAUGGCUACAUACCUGGCGGAUCGUGUCAUUGUUAUUGAGGGUCAGCCCUCGGUGAAGACCACUGCGUACUCGCCCCAAUCUCUGCUCAAUGGCAUGAAUCGAUUCCUUGAGCUGUUGGGCAUUACUUUCCGACGAGAUCCCAACAACUUCAGGCCGCGCAUCAAUAAGAAUAACUCGGUCAAGGAUACGGAACAGAAACGCUCUGGACAGUUCUUCUUCCUGGAAGAUGAGGCUGCGUAAUUAUGUACAGAAUUGAUUGCCGUCAGCUUUGUUUGAGAACUCGGGUUUAUUCGUUUUACUGUACAAGCUAAUCGCGUUUUUCUCUUUAAAAGUCACUUUAUCGUUUUAUUGCAUUUUUUAACAAUGAACACAUCUUCAAACAU